Molecule: messenger RNA, 2088 nt
Organism: Saccharomyces mikatae IFO 1815
Lineage: Eukaryota; Fungi; Ascomycota; Saccharomycetes; Saccharomycetales; Saccharomycetaceae
Gene: MLH2
Product: mismatch repair protein MLH2
Exons: 1
Coding region: 1-2088 (695 amino acids)
Biological process (GO): mismatch repair
Cellular component (GO): MutLalpha complex
Molecular function (GO): ATP binding; mismatched DNA binding; ATP hydrolysis activity
Source: RefSeq, a predicted model, not a curated record
AUGGCUAUACAUCACUUACCACCGGAAUCUCAAUGGAAGAUAGUUUCUAGUUCCUUUAUUUAUGGUCCAGUGGCUGCUGUAAGAGAAUUAUUAGAUAAUAGCAUUGAUUCGGGUGCCAAAAAAAUAUUUGUUGAUGUAGAUUCCGCCACAGGGGGAUGUGAGUAUAUAUCUGUCAAGGAUGACGGAUCUGGAGUGGACAUUAGCGACAGACCUUCCAUGUGCUUGGAACACACCACGUCGAAGAUAAGUACUCUCGGAGAUAUUUCGAUUCUGACUACUUUAGGGUUCAGAGGUGAAGCAUUAUUUCUUUUGUCAACUUUGUGUAAUCAACAAGGCUCAAUGCAGGUUGAAACAAAAACUGCAAAUGAUGUCAUUGGGGAAAAGUGGUUAAUUGAUAAUGAGGGUGGCGUUACUAAUGGAAGAAGGUAUAAAGUAUCUUGUCCCGUUGGGACUACGGUAAUAUUAAAGAAACUUCUGGGCGGAUUGAGAGCAAGAUAUCUUGAAAUUUCUUCGAAACCAAGAAGAACAUUUGACGAAUUGACUUAUUUGAUAAACCAUUAUUCUCUCAUCCAUAGGAAUAUUCGGUUUUAUUUUUCACUGGUAUCGUUACGAAAAAACGGUACUAUAGAGCGUAAACAAAUGCAAGAAAUGUUAGACCCCAACAUUUCUAGAGCAAGAAGCUUAUCCCUACUAGCGAGACUAAAGAAGCCUGUAUCACUAAAUUUUAUCGUGGAAGAAAAGUUUGUUAUUGACGAAAAAAUGACUCUGGAUCUGAUCUUACCAAGAAUGGUUCCAGAAUCAGACGUUGUCAAUAUGAAGAAGCGGAUUAGAUUUUUAUCCGUUAAUGAGAGAGCACUAUCCUUGAAAUUAGAGACAGGGAAGGCCAUUCUAAGGCUAGUAUCGUCAAUCUAUAAAAAUUUAAGUCUAUUAGAGCCUAUGAUUUGGUUUAUCAAUUUGAAUUGCGAUUCAAAACUAAUCGACGUGAAUAUUGAACCAGAGAAAAAUGAUGUGAUGAUCAAAAGUUUUGAAGUGAUAGUUAAAAAAAUAGAAACCAAAUUAAAGCUUUUAUUGGAGGAGAGAAUUGAAAUCAAGAAGAAUAUACUGACAGACGAGAAUGUUCAGUCUCCUGUAGAUAAUGUAAUUACCUCCACAUUCGAAAUGCUUACACCUGACGCGGAGAAUGAAAUAUUAAAAAGUUGCAAUAAUGCUACAGGAAGAGAUAAGACUGGGAGUGAGCAGGAGAACUCAGAUUCGAUAGUACCAACUUAUUACGAUGAAUCAAAUCUGGAGAAUACAACUAUAGUCGCUACUACUCCUUCACCUACCAAAGUUUGCACAAAUAAAACUUUUCACCAGAACAACCAGCUGGAGAAUCGAUACCAUAGCACCUCGAGUUCCGGGUCCAUGGCUUCCGAGGAUGGCACUAAUUGGCGUCAUAACUUUCAACAAGAGUUAAGUGAAAAUAAUGAAGUAGCAGGUGCUGAAUCCUCAACGUUGCCUUCCUCUCUAACUUACAACUACAUAGAAACUAUUCCAGAAAAUGAAGAUUUAGAACUCUCAAAGGAUGCUUCCAUUUCUAAUCCUUUCAUGAUCACAAAAAUAAGGAACGUCAACCGGAAACUGAGUGAAAAAUCAUCCAACGUCCAACACAACAGCAGCGAAAUUCCUAAUGUAGGAAAAAUACGCGAGGAAAGGCAGCUCUCAAAAGCAGCAGAGGAGGAACUAAUUAAACUUCAGCAUACUUACAGUAAGAAAAACAACGUCGUGGACACUGCCGUUUCAAACCAUAUGAAACAGAAAAAUAUUGACACGUAUGCAAAGAGUGUGUCCUGCAUGCACAAUAAAAAACCAAAGCUCAUGCAUUUCUCCGAAUACACCAACAACUACGUCUUUACUCAGAAGAAUGACUUCUUUCCAAAGCAUGGUACCGAUAGCUUUACCAAAGAAAUCCUGUGGCUACAAUCCAGAAAUGAUCCCACAAUUCCUUCUCCCAGUCUUUUAAAAGGCUUACGAGCGCAUGUGAAGAAGCAGGGUCGUAUCGAAGCCACGGCAAAUGAGUGGUACCUUUUUACUCCAGACAGCCUCUGA